Messenger RNA from Tachysurus fulvidraco (yellow catfish), 1772 nucleotides. RefSeq names its product neural cell adhesion molecule 1-like. The coding region runs from base 257 to 1678 and encodes 473 amino acids. Gene Ontology annotation, cellular component: external side of plasma membrane. Lineage: Eukaryota; Metazoa; Chordata; Actinopteri; Siluriformes; Bagridae. Gene Ontology annotation, biological process: cell surface receptor signaling pathway; negative regulation of T cell proliferation; T cell costimulation. The transcript is spliced from 9 exons. The record is from RefSeq and is a predicted model, not a curated record.
GCCGGGGGGCGCUGUUGAGCAGCCAAUGGAGUAAGACGUGUGAUUUGAGACUCCUGCAGAGUUUAUGAAGAUCGGAAGGAGACGCUGAAACGCUGUGACUCGGAGGAUGAUGAUGAUGAUGAUGAUGAUGAUGAUGAUAAUGAUGGUGUCUCCCGGAGCCCGACGAGGACAAACAUUAAAUUAACUCAACAAUCUCAACAACUAAGAAGAAAACGUGUCACAUUAAGGUAACUCUUAUAGGACUUUCUGAAACACCAUGAAGUGGCUUUUAUGUCUUUACAUCAUUGUGAUGGUUUACCUGCUGAUGCCACAGUGCCAAUCCUUCAUCGUCAUAGAAUCGAUGGUGAAUGAAGCCCUGACCUUCCCGUGUAACUGCUCAGGAAUUUGUCCAGCGGUUCAGUGGAGCCGCUUCAUUCCUGACAAAGUUGUCGUUGUUCACAGCUGGAUUUGUUCAAAACAAGAGAAUUUUAACAAAAGAUUUACACUACCAGGAGAUACAAGCAGAGGAGAUUUCUCCCUGAUGAUCAGUUCAGUAGCCUACAAUGAUGCAGGCUCUUACAUGUGCAGCUGUAAUGAAAAAUCAGUGACUGAAGUAAAGCUGAAAGUUAACAUUCCGACAGUUGUAAAGGCUUUCGAGGGGAAGAACGUCACUCUCCCAUGUUACGGAGACACUCGACAAGUCGUUAAAGAUGUAAAGUGGAAGAAAGAUGGACACAAGGUUCUGCUGUACACUCCUGCAAACAGAUGGAUGACUAAACAAAACAGAUUCACGAUGUCAGUAGAAGGCUUUCUAGACGGUGAUCUCUCUCUUUACAUCAGUCCAGUUCACCUGUCUGAUACAGGAUUAUAUCAGUGUCUCAUCCACGAUGAAUCUCAGGACGGAGAACCACGAGCUGUGUUACUGAAGGUAGAAGGUAACUCUUAUAGGACUUUCUUAAACACCAUGAAGUGGCUUUUAAUUUCUUGCAUCACUGUGAUGGUUUACCUGCUGAUGCCGCGGUGCCAACCCUUCAUCGUCAGAGAAUCGAUGGUGAAUGAAGCCCUGACCCUCCCGUGUAACUGCUCAGGAAACUGUCCAGUGGUUCGGUGGAGCCGCUUCAUUCCUAACAAAGCUGUCAUUGUUCAGCAGAUUUGUUCAAAACAAGAGAAUUUUAACAAAAGAUUUACACUACCAGGAGAUACAAGCAGAGGAGAUUUCUCCCUGAUGAUCAGUUCAGUAGCCUACACUGAUGCAGGCUCUUAUAUGUGCAGCUGUAAUAAAAAAUUAGUGACUGAAGUAAAGCUGAAAGUUAUCAUUCCGACAGUUGUAAAGGCUUUCGAGGGGAAGAACGUCACUCUCCCGUGUUACGGAGACACUCGACAAGUCAUUAAAGAUGUAAAGUGGAAGAAAGAUGGACACGAGGUUCUGCUGUACACUCCUGCAAACAGAUGGAUGACUAAACAAAACAGAUUCACGAUGUCAGUAGAAGGCUUUCUAGACGGUGAUCUCUCUCUUCACAUCAGUCCAGUUCACCUGUCUGAUACAGGAUUAUAUCAGUGUCUCAUCCACGAUGAAUCUCAGGACGCAGAACCACGAGCUGUGUUACUGAAGGGCAACAACAAUUCACAACCACCAAAAAUGUCCAGGAAGAGAAAACUUGAUGCAGAUGGAAGGCUGAUAAGUGACAGGCUCGACUAAGAACUCCAGCUGACGCGCUUGAUUCCUGUGCGGUUCCAUAGAGACAGCGGUGCGGACUGAUACAUUUUGGGUGCUGCGGCUUAUUAAAUAUAUG